Messenger RNA from Babjeviella inositovora NRRL Y-12698, 171 nucleotides. RefSeq names its product 40S ribosomal protein uS14. The record is from RefSeq and is a predicted model, not a curated record. The coding region runs from base 1 to 171 and encodes 56 amino acids. Lineage: Eukaryota; Fungi; Ascomycota; Pichiomycetes; Serinales. The transcript has a single exon. Gene Ontology annotation, biological process: translation. Gene Ontology annotation, cellular component: ribosome; cytosolic small ribosomal subunit. Gene Ontology annotation, molecular function: zinc ion binding; structural constituent of ribosome.
AUGGCUCACGAAUCUAUUUGGUACUCCCACCCAAGAAACUACGGUAAAGGUUCUAGACAAUGUCGUGUCUGUUCUUCCCACUCUGGUUUGAUCAGAAAGUACGGUUUGAACAUCUGUCGUCAAUGCUUCAGAGAGAGAGCCGCUGACAUUGGUUUCCAAAAGUUCCGUUAA